Molecule: messenger RNA, 2079 nt
Organism: Mollisia scopiformis
Lineage: Eukaryota; Fungi; Ascomycota; Leotiomycetes; Helotiales; Mollisiaceae
Product: cysteine proteinase
Exons: 2
Coding region: 167-1915 (582 amino acids)
Biological process (GO): proteasome-mediated ubiquitin-dependent protein catabolic process; protein deubiquitination; regulation of proteasomal protein catabolic process
Molecular function (GO): cysteine-type deubiquitinase activity; proteasome binding; protein binding
Source: RefSeq, a predicted model, not a curated record
CCUUUUUCACCCUUUUUCUUUCUGCAACCUCUUGUGGUUGUGUAUCAUUCUACGUUGUUCGCAAGCUUUGAGUCUCAUUUCCGACAAAGUUUUCUUCUAUUUGUUUCUCGUCCUCGAGAUUAGAUACCCAUACUACGUUUCUCCACCGCUUUUCGACCCCGCCACCAUGGCAAGCAUACCAGUAAUUGUCAAGCAUCAGGGCAAGAAGUACGAUGUCGAACUCGAUCCUGCCUCCACCGGCGAAGUCCUAAAAUACCAGCUAUAUUCCUUGACUGGCGUCGAGCCAGAACGACAAAAGAUUCUGGUGAAGGGUGGCCAACUGAAAGAUGAUACGGAACUGUCCAAGCUCGGGGCAAAACCCGGCCAGACAUUCAUGAUGAUGGGUACUGCAGCUCAGGGCAAUGAGUUUCAACGUCCUGCAGAACCUAUCAAGUUCGUAGAGGACAUGACCGAAGCAGAGGCAGCUCAACAAGUUGGUGCCACGCCCGCCGGUUUGCAGAAUCUGGGGAAUACAUGCUAUCUGAACUCUACACUUCAAACACUACGAGCGGUUCCGGAACUACAACAGGAGUUGGUCAAAUACACUGCUGCUCCCACACCAGCUGGUGGUGCAGGCGAUCAAACGAACGAUUUCAGCAUGUUCGGACUCGGUGGUCUUGGAUCGGCUACGGAUCUUACUGCGGCCCUGCGAGAUCUCUACAAGCAGAUGGGUGAGACUCAAGAAGGCUUCCCUCCGCUCGUUUUCCUCAACGCGCUUCGAACUGCUGUCCCACAAUUCGCCGAAAUGUCAAAGUCUGGUCACGGAUAUGCACAACAAGAUGCCGAGGAGGCUUGGACGCAAAUCGUACAGCAAUUGCGACAGAAACUUAAGAUUAAGGAGCCUGCUGAAGGUAGUUCGGAAGCAAAGGACACCUCAUUCAUUGAUAAAUACUUCGCUGGCUCGUUUUCUACUAUCACCGAGUGUGACGAAGAAUCUGCUCGAGAGGCUGGUGAAGAAGCAGUCAAGGGCGAAGAUCCAUUCCUUAAGCUCGACUGCCAUAUCACUGCUUCGACGAAUCAUCUCAGAGAUGGUAUCUUGGCUGGCUUAGAGGAGAAGUUGGAGAAGAAAUCCGAGAUUCUCGACAGAGAUGCGGUAUACACCAAGAAAUCCAAGAUCUCACGUCUACCGAAAUACCUCACUGUCCACUUCGUUCGAUUUUUCUGGAAGAAAGAGGCGCAGAAGAAAGCCAAGAUCAUGCGCAAGGUUACCUUUCCGGAUGAGUUGGAUGUGGUUGAGUUUUGCACAGAUGAGCUCAAGAAGAUGUUGAUUCCUGUUCGUGAUAAGAUCCGAGAAGUUCGAAAGGACGAGGAGGAUGUUGAGCGUGCUCGCAAGCGACAAAAGCGUAUUCAUGACAAGGAAGUUGCUGACAAGGCCGCUGGUAUUGUUGAUUCUGUCUCCGAGUCCAAGAAGGCGGACGAGAAAAAAGAGGCAAAGAAGGAUGGCAAAGCUGCAGAUGGCGAUACUCCAAUGGAGGAUGUUGUCUAUAAGACAGAUGCCGAAGUCGAGGCUGAGCGAGCUGCCGCAAUUCUGGCUGCGAAGAAGGAAUUGCAUGCUCUCAUCAACCCCGAUCUUUUGAAGGAUGCAGGUGCCAACAAGUCUGGUCUUUACGAGCUCCGAGGUAUCGUCACUCAUCAAGGUGCCAGUGCAGACAGUGGUCAUUACACCUCCUAUGUCAAGAAGCUCGGCCCACUUGAUCCAAAGACCGGCAAGCGCGGUGAGGAGGACGGGAAAUGGUGGUGGUUCAACGAUGACAAGGUAUCUGAAGUUGAUGCCGACAAGAUCCUGACCUUGUCAGGAGGUGGCGAGUCUCAUUCUGCAUUGAUCCUUCUGUACAAGGCUAUUCCUGUGCCAGAUGCUGAAGGCAACUAUGAAUGAGCGAGCGGUUGAUGUAUGAAUGGGACGGAUGCAUGAUAAGGGCGCUUAGCUUUCUAGUGGUGGGUGGUUAGCUGCGCCAAAAGCAGUUCGAUGCAUAAUGAGACAUAGAUGACUUGGAGAAUUGGAGAAUGGUUGAACAGCAAUGAUAGACCUUGAUUCUUGCC